AUGGCCAAGCGCACGCUGCUGCUGCUGCUGCUGCUGGCCGGGGAGCUGUGGCUGCAGGCCGAGGCCAGGGCGGCCCCCUACGGCGUGAAGCUCUGCGGCCGAGAGUUUAUCCGAGCUGUCAUUUUCAUCUGCGGGGGCUCCCGGUGGAGACGGGCGGACAUCCUGACCCACGAAGCUAUAGGGGAUGCCUUCGCUGAUGCUGAAGCCGACUCGGAGAGCCUGGCCAGUGAGCUGGACGAAGCAGUGUCCUCCAGCGAGUGGAUGGCCCUGACCAAGCCCCCUCAAGCCUUCUAUGGGGGCCGGCCCGGCUGGCCGGGAACCCCUGGUGCUCUGCGGGGUGCCCGUGAUGUCCUGGGUGGCCUCUCCCACAACUGCUGCCGGUGGGGCUGCAGCAAGAAUGAAAUCAGCAGCCUCUGCUAA
Molecule: messenger RNA, 420 nt
Organism: Echinops telfairi (small Madagascar hedgehog)
Lineage: Eukaryota; Metazoa; Chordata; Mammalia; Afrosoricida; Tenrecidae
Gene: RLN3
Product: relaxin 3
Exons: 2
Coding region: 1-420 (139 amino acids)
Cellular component (GO): extracellular region
Molecular function (GO): hormone activity
Source: RefSeq, a predicted model, not a curated record